UCAUGACAGUGGUUGGUGGCCACGUGACAGCCACCGUCCAUCUUCAAGACAUCUACUGCAACAACGGAGUCAUUCACAUCAUCGACAAGCUGCUGCAUACACCAACACAAACCAUUGCCAAGGAUGUGGCCUUUAGAAAUGAAGUGGCGUACUCCAACGUCCUCAUCAACGUGAUGAACGAUGACAGCUACGACUUGGACUCAGUCAACGAGAACUACACCUUCUUUGUGCCCAACAAUGACUCCUUCAGUUACCUCCCAUGGCAGACACAUGAAAAAUUGUUCAACCGGAACUACAGUGAAAAGGUAAUGAGAGCUCAUAUUGUAAAAGGCGAGACUCGAACCUUGGAUGAAAUAUCAUCAGGCAGUGCGCUGCCUGCUAUUAAUAAUGUCAUCUACGUGCUCAAGAAAGAUAAAAAGAUUAUGGUUUCUAGCAACAACGUGAUGGCUGAAGUUGUAAAGGCCAACAUCCCGGCAGUCAACGGCUGGAUACAUGUCAUCGACCGUGUGCUGACUGUCCCUUAUGAAAGUGUUUCCCAAAUUCUCAGUACAAAGGAGGAGGUCUCACUCUUUCACCACAUGUUAAGUACACUACCUGAGUACAAAGAGCUGGUGACGUCAUCACCAAGGAAUGUGACGUUGUUUGUCCCGUCCUCCCGCUACAUCAACACCUUGACCACCCAACAACUGGCCAGGAUCAAGCAGAAUCUGGACAUUCUGAGAAAGUUGUUCUAUGGCCACGUCUUGCCGGACGUACGACUCGAUGAUGUAUUCUUACGCCAGUAUCCAGACGAGGACUAUUGCUCACGUAGUUCAUACAACGUUACAUUUAAAAUCAGCAGAAAGGAAGACACUUUGUACGUUGGAGCUGGCUAUGACAUUCUGCCUCUUGAUGUGAUUGGUCGAGUAUUUGGCUGUACUGACGGCAUUGUGUACGUCAUCGAUGGUUUCCUAAACUACUCCCCCUUUACAGUGUUAGAGAGACUCAAGAGAGAACCAGGUUUGAGUGCUUCCUUCGAGCUGAUGGAGCAGAUGGUAUCUCAUCACGACGUUAACAUGUUAGGAAAUGCUAACAUGUCCUUCACCUUUCUGAUGCCAGACGACUACGCCCUGGAUUACUUCUCUUCCAGUGAGCUCCAGAUGUUGAACCGACUUCCCGAUGUGGAAAAACAGAGAACAUUUUGGCGUCAUUCAAUAAAUGGCUCCACCCUGUAUUAUGAGGAUUUGAAAAAUGGACACAUUAUAUCUGAUGUCUUACCACAAGAGGUCGCUGUUGACAUCCAGAAUGAAGCCGUCUACCUUCGGUACAGAAACGUGCACAGCAAGAUAAAACAGUGGAACCUGAUUGCCAGCAAUGGAGUCAUUCAUAUUUUGCAGAAGUUUCUCUACUACGCAGCCCUGCCCGGGGAUAAAACCACUCCCGCCGAGGACAACCCAGAUGAUCCUUUAAACAGGGUCGAACGCUGGGAGCAGACUGGGAUUGCUACAAGGAUUUCAAUGGCAUGGAUAAAGAUCAUAUUGUUUGCUGUGUUGGUAAUUUUAACAGUAAGAUAUCCAUUGUUUGUUAAUGAUUCAUGA
Messenger RNA from Candidula unifasciata, 1577 nucleotides. Lineage: Eukaryota; Metazoa; Mollusca; Gastropoda; Stylommatophora; Geomitridae. The record is from the annotation of a GenBank genome assembly.